This is a messenger RNA of Meleagris gallopavo (turkey), 1985 nucleotides long. Lineage: Eukaryota; Metazoa; Chordata; Aves; Galliformes; Phasianidae. The record is from RefSeq and is a predicted model, not a curated record.
AAACAUCAGUUUUAGCUAAUUAAGUUCUGUUAAAUGCUACAUACAGAGGUAUGCUUCAUUGUAUUUUACUAUUUAGAUUUUUUACAAAAUUUUGUCUUGUGUUGGAAGGAAAACAGUUUGUAAACUUGGCUUAUGUAAAACAAAAGAGAAUCAGCAGUGUGAAGUAGCAGGACUAGUUGAGGCUCGUGUACCUGUAACUGAUUGCUGUAAUUUGUGUACAUGUUGGUCUCGUGAUGUGUCUUCCAGUUUGGAUUGAAUGUCAUAACUGUGGUAUCCUCCAUGCAGAAUUUAGACUAUGCUUUUCUUUUGACAAGAAAGUGGGGGGAAGCCUGUGGGUAUAUAUAAGGGCAGGGAGAUCACUCACUAAUCAUGGUCAUGGGCAAAACAUUCUUAGUAAAGGAGACUAAUAUAGUGUACCACCAAUUGCUAAUGGGCUGAAGUGAAUUAAAACCACCUCCCUGUCCAUCCCAUCCCACCUCCUCCCCCGAGCAGUACAGAGGAAUGGAAGUCAGUCUGUAACACUUCUUGUGCUGCUUCUCCAUGGUCACUCAGGCCCUGCUCUGCGUGGGUCCUUCUCCCCUUCCAAUGGAUGCUGUCCUUCCUAAGCUGAUCCCGUGCGCUUCUAGAACUGCCCCAGUAUGGGUCUGUACCAUGGGGGGCCCAUCUUUCAGAAGCUGCUCCAACAGUUUCCCAUGGGCGGCAGUUCCUCCAGACAUCCUGCUUCGUCCUGGGCUCCUCCAUCACUGUACGUGGAGAUCUGCUCAGUGCAAUGCCCACGGGCUGUAUGGGGACAGCCUGCUCCACUGUAGGCCUCUCCUGUGCAGCAGGGAGCUUCUGCUUCAUGCCUGGAGUAUCUCUUGUCCUCCUGCUCUGACUCUGGGGGCCGCAGGGCUGCUUCUCUCACUGCUUUCAGCCAGCUGCUGGUCCACAGUAGAUUUCCCUUUCUUAAAUCUGCUCUUUCAGAGGCACAACCAGCUUCUGUUGUGGCUGGGCUCUGGACAGUGGUGUGUCUCCAGACAAGAGUUGAUCGCAGCUGGCUCUUAUCUGCCUUGCAGCAGCUUCUGGGCUUUUCUCACACAGGCCACACCUUCAGCUUCCCAGCUGCCAGAACCUUGUAAACUCAAACAAACGGACUCUCAAAUACAAAUCAAGAAAUCCUUCAGAGCAUCUCAGUUCAGACUUGGAAGUCUGUUUCAGGAUUGGAAUCUGACAUGGCACACAGAAAAUCCAGACUUCACCCAGUGCUUUCAGAACACAAUCUUGGUCUGGGUCCCUUGUAUUUACUUGUGGGUCUGCUUCCCAGUGUACUUUCUAUAUCUUCGUUGUCAUGACAGAGGUUACAUCCAAAUGUCAAUCCUCAACAAAGCCAAAACGGCUUUGGGCUUAAUACUGUGGAUAGUCUGCUGGGCAGACCUUUUCUACUCUUUCUGGGAAAGAAGUCAAAAUAUUUUUCGAGCUCCGUUUUUUCUCAUUAGCCCUACUAUACUGGGUAUAACUAUGUUGCUUGCCACAUUUUUGAUACAACACGAAAGAAUGAAAGGAGUACAGUCUUCAGGCGUGAUGAUGAUUUUCUGGCUCAUCUCAUUGCUAUGUGCCACAGUAAUUUUUAGAUCCAAAAUUAUGCUUGCCUUAAAUACAGACACUGAAGUGGAUGCGUUUCGUUACGUCACUUUCUGCACCUACUUCAUCCUGUUACUUGUACAGCUCAUACUGUCUUGUUUCCCAGAAAAACCACCUUUAUUUUCUGAGGCAGUAAAUGAUCCUAAACCGUGUCCAGAGUUCAGUGCAUCUUUCCUGUCAAGAAUCACCUUCUGGUGGAUCACUGGAUUGAUGAUUCAGGGUUAUCGGAGACCUCUGGAAGCUAAGGAUUUGUGGUCAUUAAACAAAGAGGACAAAUCUGAGGAGGUAGUGCCAGGUUUGGCAAGAAACUGGGCAAAAGAAUGGGCAAAGACCAAGAGGUAAGUUAAUUAUCCUAUUACUGAUAA